Molecule: messenger RNA, 1248 nt
Organism: Enterobius vermicularis (human pinworm)
Lineage: Eukaryota; Metazoa; Nematoda; Chromadorea; Rhabditida; Oxyuridae
Source: the annotation of a GenBank genome assembly
AUGUUACCAUCGUACGUUAGAGCCGUUCCAAACGGAACAGAAACCGGAAAUUUUCUCGCUCUUGAUCUUGGAGGUACGAAUUUCCGUGUACUGUUGAUUAAACUACGGGGUCAUGAAGCCGACAUGACCAGUCAGAUCUAUCGUGUUCCCGAAGCCGUUAUGAAGGGUUCAGGGACUGCGCUGUUCGAUCACAUCGCCGACUGUAUGGCAAAAUUUAUAACAGACAACAAUAUUGAGGCAGCAGCCGGUUUACCUCUUGGUUUUACCUUUUCUUUUCCAUGCAGACAAGAAGGGCUAACGCGAGCCAAGUUGAUUAACUGGACUAAAGGAUUUUGUGCCAGUGGUGUGAAAAAUAAAGAUGUUGUUCAAAUGCUUCGUGAAGCAUGUGAAAGAAGAAAGGAUAUUGAUAUCGAUGUAGUAGCCGUUCUGAACGAUACUGUUGGUACUUUAAUGGCUUGUGCGUUUAAAGAGAACAGCUGUGAGGUCGGCGUUAUAGUUGGAACGGGUACCAACGCUUGCUAUAUGGAAAAGAUCGCAAACUGUGAAAAACUUGAAGAUGAACAUUUGGAAAGCGAUGGGUUUCCAAAUGAAAUGAUUAUAAAUACUGAAUGGGGAGCAUUUGGAGAUGACGGAAAGUUAAAUUUUGUGCGAACAGAGUUUGAUCGCGAUGUUGAUAAGCGCUCGAUAAACCCGGGAAUGCAAUUAUUUGAAAAAAUGAUUUCGGGUAUGUAUAUGGGUGAAAUUGUUCGAACUGUGUUGCAUAAGCUGGCAAAGCAAAAGUUAAUAUUUGGUGGCAAUACAGACGCUAUAUCGCAGGAUCAUUGUUUUCCAACUAAAUACGUCUCCGAAAUUGAGAGUGAAAUGGAGGAUCCGGAAGGUCGGUCCUUUACAAAGACAGCCCAAAUUCUUGAAGAUGUUGGAAUUGAAGAUGUUACUGUCGAAGACUGCGCUAAUGUUGCUUAUGUUUGCAAGCUUAUUAGUACUCGAGCAGCACACCUAUGCGCAGCCGGUAUAGCUACCUUACUGAACAAGAUGGAAAAGAAGUUUGUGACCGUUGGUGUUGAUGGAUCAGUUUAUCGUUUUCAUCCAACAUUCCCAAAAGUGUUAAACGACAAAAUUAGUGAAUUACUAAAACCAAACCUCAAAUUCCAAUUAAUGUUGUCUGAAGACGGCAGUGGACGAGGUGCAGCAUUAGUAGCAGCCGUAGCUACACGUAUUAAUAGGGAAAAGUUAAAUAAAAAAAAAUAA